AUGGAGAGCUGCAGCAGCAAUGCUUCCACUAAAGUCUUUUUCUUAGUGGGGUUUCCAGCUCUCCAGGAAUUCCAGACCCUCCUCUUCAUUGUGUUCUUACUGUUCUACCUUCUGAUCCUGGUCGGUAAUGCUGUCAUCAUCACUGUGGUUGUGGUCGACCAUACGCUCCACAAACCCAUGUACUUUUUCCUGCUUAAUCUCUCCGUGUUGGACGUGCUCUUCACAACCACCACCAUCCCCAAAAUGCUGAUGAUGUUCCUGGCCAACGCCAAAACCAUCUCGUUCCAGGGCUGUUUUCUGCAGAUGUAUAGUUUUCAUGGGUUGACGGUAACCGAGGCCCUUCUCCUGGUGGUCAUGGCUUACGACCGCUACGAAGCCAUCUGCAACCCCCUUCGUUACUCGGCCAAGAUGACAAGAAGAGUCAACAUCCAGCUGGCAGCGAGCGCCUGGACCACGGCACUGCUAAUACCCGUGCCCGUCAUCAUGCAGACCUCUUGGCUGGCUUACGGGGACACCACCAAGGUUCACCACUGCUUCUGUGACCACCUGGCAGUGGUACAAGCCGCCUGCUCGGAUUUCCGUGCUGAUUUCCAGACCUUCUUGGGGUUCUCCAUCGCUAUGACAGUGUCGGUCGUCCCUCUGUCUCUCGUCACCAUCUCCUACAUCCACAUCAUCCUCUCCGUCCUGAAGAUCCACUCCAAAGAAGGACGCCUGAAGGCUUUUUCAACAUGUUCUUCCCACCUGCUUGUGGUGGUCACUUACUACUUCUCCAUCGCUGUGGCCUACGCGUCCUACAGAGCGGACAUCCCCGUGGACGUCCACGUCAUGAGCAACGUCAUCUUCUCUAUUUUAACCCCCUUGUUAAACCCCAUCAUUUACACUUUACGCAACCAGGAAGUAAAGUCUGCCGUUAAAAAGUUUAUUUUUUUUGAUGUCCAAGUGGAGACCAGCGAUGAGUGGUGCUCCUCAGGGGUCGGUGCUGUGAGCAUCUUCAUCGGCAACACGGAUGAUGGGAUUGAGCGCACCCUCAACGAGUUUGCCACCACCACCGAGCUGUGCAGAGAGGUCAGCACGGAGGCGGUCUCGGCCCGCCCUCCCCUCAGCGCCGCCGGCCCCGACCGGAUCCAACCGGCCGCGACCGGUUUGGGGCCGCCCCGACAUGGCGGAGGGCGGGAAGAGCCGCAGCUACGUCACUGCUGCGCGCCGCCGUCGUGA
Messenger RNA from Calidris pugnax (ruff), 1215 nucleotides. RefSeq names its product olfactory receptor 2AT4. Gene Ontology annotation, molecular function: G protein-coupled receptor activity; olfactory receptor activity. The transcript has 3 exons. The record is from RefSeq and is a predicted model, not a curated record. Lineage: Eukaryota; Metazoa; Chordata; Aves; Charadriiformes; Scolopacidae. The coding region runs from base 1 to 1215 and encodes 404 amino acids. Gene Ontology annotation, biological process: G protein-coupled receptor signaling pathway. Gene Ontology annotation, cellular component: membrane.